UUUUUACCUCCUCCCAUAACAGCUAGCUCUUGUACUCAUUACCCCCCAAAACAACUACAAGUCUACAAGUCUCUUACUUAAGUCUAUAAAUAACAUCAAAUCCAAACCCAUAUAGUCUUAGCAUAAACACAAAAGCACUAUUCUCUCAACUCAUCAUAACAAUGGCCAAUUAUCUCAUUCUCCUAUGCCUUUUAUUAGCCAUGGCUCCUCUUUGCUUCUCCAACAAAUCUGAAGGAGGCCCUCUAUACCCACAAUUCUAUGAUCAUUCUUGUCCUAAACUUGAACAAAUUGUCAAGUCUGUGGUAGCCAAAGCCGUCGCUAAAGAACCUAGAAUGGCUGCCUCUUUGCUUAGGCUCCAUUUCCAUGAUUGUUUUGUCAAGGGGUGUGAUGGUGGAGUGCUGCUAGACAGUAGCGGAAGCAUAAUUAGCGAGAAGAGAUCAAACCCAAACAGGAAUUCAGCUCGAGGGUUUGAGGUUAUUGAUGAGAUUAAGGCUGCGGUUGAAAAAGAAUGCCCUGAAACUGUUUCCUGUGCUGAUAUCUUGGCUAUUACUGCUAGAGAUUCUACUGUUCUUGCCGGAGGACCAUACUGGGAAGUACCACUUGGGAGAAGGGACUCCCUUGAUGCAAGUUUGAGCGGCUCUAACUACAAUAUUCCUGCUCCUAACAACACUUUUCAAACCAUUCUUACCAAGUUUAAGCUUAAGGGUCUUGAUAUUGUUGACUUGGUUGCUCUUUCAGGAAGUCACACAAUUGGGAAUGCAAGGUGCACAAGUUUCAGGCAAAGGCUAUACAAUCAAACUGGAAACGGGAAACCAGACAGCACACUAAAUGCAGCGUAUGCAGCCCAACUGCGCACUCGUUGCCCACAAUCUGGGGGUGACCAGAACUUAUUUGUGUUAGACUAUCAAACCCCUUUCAAGUUUGACAACAGUUACUACAAAAAUUUAUUGGCUUACAAAGGUCUACUUAGUUCUGAUGAAAUUCUUGUCACCCAAAACAAAGAAUCCUUAAAAUUAGUUAAGCUUUAUGCUGAGAACAAUGAGCUCUUCUUUCAGCAUUUUGCGGAGUCUAUGGUUAAGAUGGGAAAUAUUGCUCCUUUGACAGGAUCUAGAGGAGAGAUAAGGAAAAUCUGUAGAAGAAUCAAUCACUAAGCUUCAAUUCCCCAAAUAUGAAUCCAUAUUCCUCUAGUCCUCUCUUUGAAAGAAGUAUGGGUAAUUGUUCGUGAUCUUUCUUACCCAGACCCUGUUUUCAAGCAAGAUAUUGGGUUGAUGAUGAUGGAUUCAUAUAUCGUCUUUUUAAGUCUGAAUUGAUUCUCCUUUAUUAUUGUUAUUCAAAUAUGAACAAUGUUCAUUAUGUGAUUACUAUUCUUGUGUAUUCGUUUGUCAUUGCUAGAGGUGUUCAAUAGGCUGAAUAUCAGAAUUGAUAUCAACUUGUGUAUCUUGUGUUUUAAUAAUAUAUUGUUUGGAGGUAAAUAAAAAAUCAUAUAUUGUUGUAAUUUAGUUAAAUGCUAGUUAGAAAAUGCUUCUAUUUCUAUGUACACAUUGAUAUGAGUGUGAUCAUCAGAAAAUACUUGGAU
This is a messenger RNA of Amaranthus tricolor (Joseph's coat), 1576 nucleotides long. Its product is annotated as peroxidase 72-like. The transcript has 4 exons. The record is from RefSeq and is a predicted model, not a curated record. Lineage: Eukaryota; Viridiplantae; Streptophyta; Magnoliopsida; Caryophyllales; Amaranthaceae. Gene Ontology annotation, molecular function: peroxidase activity; heme binding. Gene Ontology annotation, biological process: hydrogen peroxide catabolic process; response to oxidative stress. The coding region runs from base 162 to 1151 and encodes 329 amino acids.